Messenger RNA from Schistosoma turkestanicum, 1638 nucleotides. The record is from the annotation of a GenBank genome assembly. Lineage: Eukaryota; Metazoa; Platyhelminthes; Trematoda; Strigeidida; Schistosomatidae.
AUGGUGCCUAUUUCUGUUGUCACGAAGGAUGCACAGUUAGACUUUUUUAUAAAGAAAGGUACUCAUGGGAGAGAGCUCUUUUCACAGGUUUGCACAGCUCUUGGUAUUAGAGAAAUGUGGUAUUUUGGUUUGCAAUAUGUUGAUCCUAAAAAGGGAGUCACUUGGGUAAAAACUGACGAUAAGGCACCCGUACGUCCUAAAAAGAAGGAUGGUCCAAUGCAAUUUUUCUUCAAAGUGAAGUAUUAUCCAGAGGACCUAUCAGUUGAACUAAUUGAAGAGAUUACUCGUUUGCACUUUUACUAUGAAACUAAAGACGACAUUGUCAGUGGAAAAUGUUACUGUCCAGCAGAAACUGCUGUUUUGUUGGCUUCAUUCCAAGCUCUUAUUCGAAGUGAGAAAAAUGGUCCACCUACUGUCGCUAAAGGGUCUUUGAAAAUUUCUAGAUACCUUCCAAAGAAUGUACUUGAACAGUACAAUCUGUCUGACGAAGAAUGGGAAGCCAAAAUAUUAAACUGUCUCCUAUCACACGGAAAUAUGUCCAAGGACGAUGCAAUAAGUCAAUAUUUAAGGAUUGCUCAAGAUCUAGAAAUGUUUGGAGUCACAUAUUUCGAAAUAACAAAUGCAAAACAGACAAGUUUGUGGCUUGGUAUUACUGCUUCAGGAUUGAAUGUUUAUGAAUAUGAAAACCAAUUAACACCAAAGGUUACCUUUCCAUGGAAUGAAACUCAAAAGUUAUCCUAUUCUGGCACCAGAUUUUCCGUUAAACCUGUUGAAGCUUCGGGAAAAGCUCUCGAAUUCUUCACGAAAAGUGUUUAUGAAUCUAAGCUUAUAUUAAAAUUAUCCGCAGGCAACCAUAAAUUGUAUGCCAUCCGACGUCAACCUGAUUCGAUUGAAGUACAGCAGAUGAAAGUUAAAGCUAAAGAACGACAGAAUAUGCGUGAUGCUGAAAGGGAAAAGCUUCGUGCUGAGCAAGAAGCGAGGGAAGUAAUGGAAAAACGACUACGAGAUAUGGAACGUUUAAUGCACGAAAAUGAAGAAGCAUUUGCACGUACCCAAACAGUUUUAGAACAAUAUGAAUCCAAAGUUAAUGAAUUGAAUGCACAACUUGAUGAAGAAAGACAUGCACGACAACAACUUGAAAGCCUACAGCGUUACCUGGAAGAAACAAACCACAAAUUAGAAAUUGAAACCAUGCAGUCACUGGAAGAUCGUCAACGUCUAGCAGAGGAACGCGAUAAAAUCACUGCUCAGAUUUAUGAGCAAACUCAACUCCUCCAACAGCGAGAAGAGGAAAAGCUCCAAUUCGAGGCUGAACUUGCUCGCAUUCGAGCUAUGCAUGAAGCAGAAGUGGAACGCUACUCUGGAGGGAAACGAGAGUCUGACGAACGCGAACUGGAGGCAGUUAAUAAUGUUGAUGAGGAAUUACGUCAAUCCAAACAAGACACUGAUGAAGAUCAUGCUACACGCCUUAAAUUAUUACGGCAAGAUCUAAUUUCUGCUCGAAAUGUAAACAAGAUGCAAGCAAUCGACAUCCAAUAUGAGGAUAGCGUAAACAAAGGUAUGGAUAAAUAUCGUACGCUGAGAGCUAUUCGUGAGGGGAAUACAAAAAAGCGAGUUGAUCAGUUCGAAUCUAUGUAG